Messenger RNA from Papaver somniferum (opium poppy), 2723 nucleotides. Its product is annotated as trichohyalin-like. Bases 174 to 2501 code for a protein of 775 amino acids. The record is from RefSeq and is a predicted model, not a curated record. The transcript has a single exon. NCBI's taxonomy places the organism in Eukaryota, Viridiplantae, Streptophyta, Magnoliopsida, Ranunculales, Papaveraceae.
ACCUGUACAUCUAAACAAUUUGACCGGCCUAGCUGUGCACUGUUUUGUUGACUUAUGUGAGUGAAAGAAAAAAGAUCACUCUUGAAUCUGCAUCUAAAUCAGCCUCACUCACUCUCAACAGCAGCAGCUAACAGCUCAGAAAAUGAGGUAAUGAAGAUUGAGCUCAGAAGAAGAUGGAGUCUGAGAAUAGAUCAACAUCAUACAGAAGAAGAAGAAGUGGGAGUGAGCUAUUCAUAUGCUUCACAUCAAGAAACUCAUCAUCUGUAAAGGUAUGUUCAAAAUCAGCUCAAAGUCCAGGAAGAAACAGUGGAAAGUUUAGUAAUUCAUCAUCAUCUUCAUUGUCCUGUUCAUUGAGUAGAAGAUUAAGAAGUAAUGGUAGUAUCAAAGGGUCACCCAUGUUUCCAACUGGAAGUCAAAAGAAAAAGGGUUCAUCUUCAGAAACAACAACAGCAGCAGCAGAACCAUCAUCACCAAAAGUUACAUGUAUUGGUCAAGUCAGAGUUAAAACAAAGAAACAAGGUCAGAAGUUUAGGAAGAAGAAGUCUAAGAGAAGAGAUGUGAGUUUUAGAAAAACAGAUGAUGGGAGUUUCCAUUCACAGCCAUUACAACAGCAGCAGCAGCAACAAGAGUGUUUACCACAUAGGAGUCAGAGGUGGGUUCAUCUUCCAUUGUCUAUUUGUGAUGCUUUGAGAGCUUUUGGAGCUGAGUUUAGUUGUUUGUUGCCUUGUAAGCCUUCUUGUUUGACAAGGAGAAUGAAGAAGAGAAGGCAACCUAGUGGUACAGAGAGGAAUACUAGUUCUUGUAGGCAAAUUUUUGAGAAAUGGGUUAUGACUAGUUUACAUGAAAGUGAACAUCAAAAUAGAGAUAAUCAUAACAAUAAUAAUAAUAAUAAUGAGACAGAGUUAGUGGUGAGUAGAAGAGAAGAUGGAAUUAGAAGGGAGAGAAGAGAGGAAAUGGUUGGUGAGAUUGAGAUCCACAUCUCAGAAGAGAAAAGGGUUAGUAUCUGUAAUGAGGAGGAGGAAGAAGAAGAAGAAGAAGAGGAGGGAAGAGUUAGUAUUUGCGUUCCACCUAGAAAUGCUUUGUUAUUGAUGAGAUGUAGAUCUGAGCCUUUAAGAAUGUCUGCUCUUGCAAACCAUUUCUGGGAGUCUCCUGUAAAAGAUAAGAAAGAAGAGGAGGAUCUUCAGCCAAACAAACAAGUACUAGUUGCAGAAGAAGAUGAUGUUAGUGAUAGUGAUAGUGAUAGUGAUGAAGAGGAAGUUGAAGAUGGAGAAGAGGAUAAGGAUAGUGAUGAUGAUGAAGUUGAAGAUGAAACUGAAGUGAAAUUACAGCUCAUAAAUCCUAAAGAAGAUAAGUUGUUGAAAAAUGAAGAAAGUACAGAAAUUUCCUUGGAAGAACAUCAUGAAGAGGAAAAUCAAGAUAAUGCAGAAGAAAUAGUGGUGAAAAAGAUAGAAGAAGAUGUAAAUGAAAGUGGGUAUUCUGCUGUUGAGCCUCUUAAAGGGGAAGAAGAAGAAGAAAAAGAAGAAGAGCACGAGAUUCUUAAAGUAGAGGAAAAUGAAGAGGAACCCAGAUUGCAAAUGCCAGAAGAAAAAGAAUUGGUAGUUGAAUUGAAGGAAGAAAGAAUUGAAAGUAGGAGGCCAAGCACAUCUUCAAGAAGAGCUAGUUUUUCAUCAUGUACAAGGUCUAUUCAUGAAGCGGAAGAAGUAGAAGAAGUUAAAGAAAGAGAGCAAAUCCCAGAAGCAGAACCAGUAAAAGUGGUUGAUUUCGAAGAAAAGGUCAACAAUGCAACUGAAGAUAAAGCUACAAAGCCCAGAACUUCUGUAGAAAAAAGAGGUACAAUGAAAAUUAACAACCGAAAGAAUAGCGAAGAAGAAGAAUUACCUGAUUGUUUGUUGUUAAUGAUGUGUGAACCAAAAUUAUCAAUGGAGGUUUCAAAAGAAACAUGGGUGUGCAGUACAGAUUUCAUCAGAUAUAGACCUGAAAGAAGAGUGGUUCAAAACAAUGGUGGUGGAGGAGGAGAUCACGAUCAUUCUAAGAAAAGAAACAGUACUGAUUCUAAGGGUAGACACAGUCUUGAUUCAAAAACUAGACUCAGUACUGAUUCUAAAAGUAGGCUAAGUACUGAUUCUAACCCCGGUAAUGGUCGUCCACCACUCCACAGCAAACAUCAGAAACCACCAACACCUCCUAGAAGAUCUAUCUCCAAACCUACACCACCACCUUCAGUUGCUAAAUCUACGAAGCCAGCGCCACCACCUGCUAAACUUAAGCCACCAGUUGAAGUUUCUGCAACACCAUCCGCAAUGGCGACGGUGAUCGAACAGAAAUUAGUAAAUGCUGUAGCAUAUGAACCCUUAGUGCUGACUAGAUGUAAUUCAGAGCCAAUGAGGUCUUCAGCUAAGCUAGCUCCAGAAGCUUGUUUCUGGAAGAAUAUGAAGCUUGAACCUCAUACUCAAGGUCCUCCAAAUCUUGGUGUUGGCGCAGCUACUGGUAUUGGCUUCUAAAUAAUUCUGGCUAAUUCAAAGCCCAGCUUUCUUAGAGAUAAUUUGUAUUUCAUUAUUCAUUAGUUUGAAACUCUGCUAUCUUCUAUUGUUAUUGAUAAGUCCGCGUCUCAGUCCGGGCAGUUAAAGUGGUUUUUAGGGUUCUUUCUCAUAGCAUUAGUGAUUAGUGUACAUUCCCGCUUGUUUAAUGAAUUUAAAUUAUUUCAGUCAGAAAGCUUUCAGAAA